AUGGCCAAUGACUCCUCUCAUAACACCACCACCACCACCACCAAUCACAGCCACCACUUCACUUUUGGACACCUCCUCCUCUUCACAAGCUUCAUAACCUUCUUUGCACUCCUAACCAUCCUCUUAUGCUGUUGCUGCAUCCUCCUCCUAAUCCAAAACAGGCUACAUCGGAGAGGCGGUGAUGCCGCGACCUCCACCGCCUCCUCAGCUGCGACGCCGACAACCGCUACCGCUUCCGAAGCCCUUUCGAAACUAUCCGUCUUCGUGUUUUCUUCUUCUUCUUCUCCUUCUGCGGCGGGGAUGAAUGGAAAGAAGUUAGAGUGCGCGGUGUGCUUGGCGGAGUUCAAAGACGGCGAAAAGGGCCGGCUACUGCCGAGGUGUAACCACAGUUUUCAUAUAGAGUGUAUAGAUGCGUGGCUCGAUUCUCGUUCUACAUGUCCAUUAUGUCGCGCCACGGUUUAA
This is a messenger RNA of Ananas comosus (pineapple), 462 nucleotides long. Its product is annotated as RING-H2 finger protein ATL64-like. Lineage: Eukaryota; Viridiplantae; Streptophyta; Magnoliopsida; Poales; Bromeliaceae. The record is from RefSeq and is a predicted model, not a curated record. Bases 1 to 462 code for a protein of 153 amino acids. The transcript has a single exon.